AUGAAACUUGGGAUUUUGAACUUUCAUUCCGUAAGGUUUCAAAUGGUGUAGGUCACGUCAAUUCACUCCGACAUCUCUAAUUCACUUUAUUUUUUAUUAGUGCCUAGUGAAAUAUCAGAGUGUUCGGGCUGGUACGGGCGCAGUUUGGCUCCAAAAAAGAUGAAACUUGGGAUUUUGAAAUUUCAUUCCGUAAGGUUUCAAAUGGUGUAGGUCACGUCAAUUCACUCCGACAUCUCUAAUUCACUCUAUUUUUUGUUAGUGCCUGAUAAUGUUACUUUAUAUUGUCCCUUUUUGGAACAAAAUGGUAAGCCGACUACUAAAUGAUACUAAAGUUGCUGUGAUUACUAUAAAGUGAAACAUGUUUUCAAAUCGCCCUCACUCGUGACUAUGCUUGCAGCUUUAUUACUUUCACUGACAGUUUCUCUUUCCUCCGCCGACAUCAAAAGUGAUCAUGAAGUGACGUCAUUGCCUGGACUCGAGUGGCAACCAUACUUCAAGCAUUACGCUGGCCGUCUCAAUAUUUCAGAGACAAAAAGCUUGUCUUAUUGGUAGGAAACCAACAAAGCGUUUAUAAUAGCUCUGAUAUUUGUGAUCCGACACCGAAGCCAAUAACAAUUUUACAACUUCUUUUUCAGGUUGAUCGAGUCUCAAAACGACAAAGAUAAGGAUCCCUUGUUGCUAUGGUAAGUCGCCCUGCAUUACCCCGACAAUAAACAUUUCAGGAUGAACGGUGGUCCUGGCUGCUCUUCCUUCUUUGGCCUUCUUCAAGAGCAUGGGCCAUUCCUACUGUCUGAGGAAAAAGAUGAUCUUAAGCUCCAUAAAAACCCCAAUGCCUGGAAUAAUGUGAGACUACAGUUUCCUCUUAAAUUGGUUCAUUUUUAAUUGUAUUUUUUUAUUUUUUAGUUUGCUAAUGUUGUUUAUCUUGAAACUCCGGCGGGCUCUGGAUUCUCCCUGAACACAAACUAUAGCGUCUCCCAGCUAAAUGAUAAUGUUGUAAGCUCGCAUUACGACCUUCUAAAAGCUCGGAUUUUAAGACAGCCGAAGACAAUUUGAAUUUCCUCCACCAAUUCCUCGAAGCGUACCCGGAAUACAAAGGACGCGACUUUUAUAUCACUGGCGAAAGCUAUGGCGGUUGUCUGGUUCCGACAUUUGCCAAUCAUGUCUUGCUGGCCAAGGAGAAGAUCGAACUGAAUUUUAAGGUCGGUUUUUGAACGAAGGACAACUGCCGGGGGUGAUGACAAACCUUCGGCUUCAGUUGAUCAUCACAAAAAACAUUUGUUGAGAUUUCAGGGAAUUGCAAUGGGGAAUGCGGUGACAGAUAAUCAGUGGAGCAAUUACAAGGAAGUCUCGCUGGCUUUGCAUGGAGCCUCGCUCACGCUUCCAGUACUGGGCCAGUGGAUGAGAGAGUUUUGUCCUAGUGGGUUUGACAAUCUUUGUAAAGGUGGACAAGUAUCAAAAAAGACAGUAAAACUGGGGGAAAUUUAUGCAAACAUGAUGAGUAAUGUAAAUAAGGACCACUUUAUCAAUGCGUACGACAUUAACCGACCAUGCAACGGCAUUGAUAACCUCGGGAAGUACCUAAACCAACCAGAAGUUCAGAAGGCUCUUCAUUUGGCGGUUGAUGGAACUGCGGUUAAAUGGCAAGAGUGCAACGAGUAAAGGCGGCGGUCGCUUCUUAGGUAUAAAUGUAUACUAUUUUAGCGGCAUUUAUCAUCAUUACAACGUUUGCAAGGACAUUACGGAUGACGUUAAGAACAUACAGGAAAACAAUCUCAAGAUCCUCUACUUCUAUGGGGAGACAGGCAAGUGAAAAUCUCUUUUAAAAACCUGUUUUAGAUACCGUAUGCCCUUUUAUAAUUGGUGAUCUGUUUACCCACAAAAUCGGAAAGAAUCCCAAGACAGCACCCUGGUUUUUUGAUGAUCUUUAUGCUGGAACAAGGACAACUUUUGACGGAAAUCUGACUUAUACAACAAUUGCUGAUUGCGGGCACAUGGCUGCCGCAUGGAAGCCAAAACAAACCGCCAGAGCUGUUCAUCACUUCAUCAACGAUAUUAGCGAUUGGAACAAUUGA
Messenger RNA from Bursaphelenchus xylophilus (pine wood nematode), 2072 nucleotides. The record is from the annotation of a GenBank genome assembly. Lineage: Eukaryota; Metazoa; Nematoda; Chromadorea; Rhabditida; Aphelenchoididae.